Aureobasidium namibiae CBS 147.97 is the source of this 399-nucleotide messenger RNA. RefSeq lists its product as uncharacterized. The transcript is spliced from 2 exons. Bases 1 to 399 code for a protein of 132 amino acids. The record is from RefSeq and is a predicted model, not a curated record. Gene Ontology annotation, molecular function: dynein intermediate chain binding. Lineage: Eukaryota; Fungi; Ascomycota; Dothideomycetes; Dothideales; Saccotheciaceae. Gene Ontology annotation, biological process: microtubule-based movement. Gene Ontology annotation, cellular component: cytoplasmic dynein complex; cytoplasm.
AUGCAGCAGACUUCGCUCGACGAUAGCUUCGCCCAUCUUAGCCGCUUGUCGCAAAAGGCAGGUGUGCAAGCGACCUUGAUCCUCUCACGCGAGACUGGUGCUAUUGUUCGCUCCUCUGGCCUGGUGUCACGCGAUGAAGCUGCGAAUGUAGAGAGUACACUGCCAGCUUCCAAGGGCUUGACCGACGACCGAGCCGAUGGGACAAUGCCGAAUGCUGAACAUGUCGCUGAGAUCGUCUGGAAGUUCGCAAAGGCUGCCGGCGACAUGUUGCAAGAGCUGUCAAAUCUGCCCGAUGACGACGUAAAGUUGCUUAGACUACGCUCCAAGAAUAAGGAAUAUGUCAUCUUUCCAGAUGCCAAAUUUAUCGCCGUUGCCAUCCAUAACACUCCACCAGCAUGA